Molecule: messenger RNA, 1860 nt
Organism: Vespa crabro (European hornet)
Lineage: Eukaryota; Metazoa; Arthropoda; Insecta; Hymenoptera; Vespidae
Gene: Scgalpha
Product: epsilon-sarcoglycan
Exons: 11
Coding region: 459-1808 (449 amino acids)
Cellular component (GO): sarcoglycan complex
Source: RefSeq, a predicted model, not a curated record
GGCAAAUCGAUCGCUAUUUUUGACAUACAACUUUUACCGUUUGUUUUACAUUUCUUUUUUUUUAAGGUUUUUAAGGUUAGACGUUUAAUCGAAUGAAAUCCAUGGAAAAAGAAAUCAUCGUAAACAGCAUCGCUUGCAAUUACGAAUAUAAUUUUCUUUUAUUCUUGUUUCUCCUUAAGAACUAUUUUCAAAAGAUUGUAUUUUUUAGAAUAUGCGCGCGUGUAUUUCGUGUAAGUUUGUAUUUAUUCAGCUCUCUGAACUUCGCCAUUGCAUAUUCGAUAUAUGGAAUUAACCUCAUUCGGAAAGAUGCAUCAAGAAUUUAACAUCCGUAAAGAGUUUCAUCGAGGUUAACUAAAAAUUUCGCAUCGAGAUUCUCUCAGAAAGAAAUUUUAUUUAUAUCGAAGAAGGACACAUGCAUUAUAGUGUGUCGUGAUCAAUGAGAAAAUAUUCCUCGCGAAAUGCAUCGACACGUGGAAAUAUUAAUAAUUCUGACGACCUUUGCUUGUGCUGAGAAUAUUUUAAUGACUGAGGUCUUUGUCAUACCUAUCAGACCGGAAACUUUCGAUUGGAGUCCAGACGGAAAAUACGAUCAGUUUACGUACCAACCGUCCUUGCUCAAUGCUCCCGAUCUUCCGUCAUGGAUUCACUAUGUUCAUAGUAAAAGAGAUCACGGUGGAUUUCUUUAUGGAGUCGCACCCAAAAAUCAAAAAUAUUUUCAAUUGGAGAUUGUGGGUUUAAACAAGUACACGUACGAAACGAAAUAUAAAGUACUUGACAUCAACGUUCUUGAGAAACAGAAUUUAACGAGAUACGAGGUCAACUUAAAAAUCGAUAAUCUCAAUGUGGAAGAUACGUUUGGUCGUAAUCGAACCGAAAAACUUCUUGAUAUUUUCAGAAACAAACUUUGGACGACUGCCACGGAUUUGUAUGUCACUUUUCUGGCUUCAGCAGUCGAACUUGGUGCACGUUUACCCCUUAAACCUGGAGAAAGCGAGGGAGUCGUCAUGAGACUGGGUAGUUCAAUACCAUUUUCACAAGAAUUGAUUGAACUUCAAGAGGAAGUAAAACCACUUUGGAAGCUACUACCAUCCUGUCCAAGAGAUUUUAAAAGAACGAGCGUGGAGAGAUUAUUCAGAGAAGCCGGUUUUUUAUUGGAUUGGUGUUCCUUCAGACUGAUCGAGAGCGACGAGCAGAAUUUGCAACGAGAAAGUGCGAGACGUGGACCAAGUAUGAAUAUCGUUGGUUUACCAUCCUCUGGAAUUUCUGAACAUACUGAAUGGCAAUGGGCUAGAUCAACGAAAGCUGAUAUUCCUACGAGAAGUUAUUUCAAAGAAAUCGUUACAACGAUCUUCGUACCAACGAUAUUACUUCUUCUUCUGGCCACUUCUCUGAGUACAGCACUUUGUCUUCAUCGUGACAAAAUGAUGGAUCCAGAAUCUCAAUUAUACUUCUAUGAAUUAUUUAAUAUUUUUCAUAUCCAAAAGGAAAUUGUUAGCAAAAAAACAGAACCUUCGUCAGUAGAAACAAUGAGCAAGAAUGGAGUGCAAAUGGUACAAUAUGUAGCUCCUGAGAGAGGUACUUUGAGAUCAUUAUCUGUACCACCUUCUAGUCCUAAUGACUCUUUAACACAUACACCAAGAAUUUCUAGUGACCGUUGUAAUCCAUAUAUUCGACCUAAUCCACCACCUUACACUGGACCAAGCAAUUUGUAUGAGAACAGAUUUCUGACUAUACGAGGAGCCAGGAAAAACGUGGUUUUGCUAAACAAAUACAAUAAAAAUGCGCUUUGGACAGAGAAACUGCAAUAGUUUGCGCUUUGGACAGAGAAACUGCAAAAUCAUCGAAACUGGCUCCAUAAAU